Molecule: messenger RNA, 1437 nt
Organism: Didymodactylos carnosus
Lineage: Eukaryota; Metazoa; Rotifera; Eurotatoria; Philodinida; Philodinidae
Source: the annotation of a GenBank genome assembly
AUGAUAAAGCCAUAUAAACAUAAUAAAAAUGAUCCAGAGCCGAGGAACACACGUUAUGUGGACAAAUGGGAUUAUAAACAUGUGAGAAUGCCUUGCUCGCCAAAAAAUAUCAAAAGAGAUGGCACACCACGUUGGCCUAUUAUAUGUUUUGAAUUAACCAAAUUACAAAGUCUAUGUGAAAUAAAAUCUGUAAAAGCGAAAGAUAUUCAGAACGCCAUUGAACGUUGUACGGGUCGUGAUUGGGAAAUUCGAUGUCUUGAGUACCUUUUGGAUCAUAUUUACUCAGAAGAUGAUAAAAAUCAUUUUUUAUUUACUGUUUUGCCCAAUAUAAUUAGAUUGGUAUUAAAUGUUGAUAACAUUUGUGGCCAACCACCUCCAUUAUUGAAAAUUGGUUCAAAUCAAACAGUAACAAUGUCACAAUUACAAUGUGCAUCAUUAUUAUCGUGUGCAUUUUUUUGUCUAUUUCCCCGACGUCAAGAACAACAUGGAACCGAAUAUGAAAGAUAUCAGAAUCCAAAUUUCAAUACCAUGUUUUUUGGUUCUCGUCAUGGUCCAAGUUCAACGAAAUUAGAAAAAUUAAGAUCACUUUUACAUUAUUUUACUCGUAUUACAGAACUAAUGCCUGUUGGUGUCUUAUCGUUUAGUCGCUAUUGUCUACCGGAAAAUGGCAUACCAGACUGGAAUAAAUCAAAAAAUACAAUGUGCAAAUUACAUUUAACGAAAAAUAAAUCUAUCGAAGAUAUGCAUGGAUUCAUUCAAGUCGAUUUUGCAAAUGAAUACAUUGGCGGUGGUGUUAUGGAUAACGGAUGUGUUCAGGAAGAAAUACGUUUUAUUAUAUAUCCAGAAAUGCUCAUUUCAUUAUUACUAUGUGAAGUUAUGGCUGAUCGAGAAUGUAUAUCUUUUAUUGGUUGUGAACGUUUCAGUUCUUAUAAAGGCUAUUCGACAACGUACGAAUGGAAUGGUACUUAUAAUGAUACAACAUCGAGGGAUAAUUGGGGACGUCGUUUAUGUCAUGUUGUGGCAAUAGACGCCAUACGUUUUAGUGAUCCAAGAGAACAAUGGAAGGAAAAAUGGUGUCGUCGAGAAUUAUUAAAAGCCUAUGCAGGUUUUCGAGUUUCUGAUAUGGAAAAACAUAUACUUAAUGGAAAUAUAGUGGGUAUAGCUACUGGAAAUUGGGGUUGUGGCGCAUUUCGUGGCGAUAAACAACUGAAAGCCCUAAUUCAGUUGAUGGCUGCAUCGCAAGCUGAACGUCCAUUGAUUUAUUGUACACGUUCUGAUAGUAAUUUUUUAAAUAAGUUCGGUCUGCUAUAUGAUUGUUUAACGCGGAAUAAUGUAGAAGUGAAUGAUUUAUUCAAAUAUUUGAUUGAAUAUUCAAACGGUGUUAGGGAUAAAGAUCUAUUCGAUCAUAUAUUACUUAAAGUACCAGUGAUUCAAUAA